Aspergillus puulaauensis is the source of this 1521-nucleotide messenger RNA. RefSeq names its product tRNA 1-methyladenosine methyltransferase subunit GCD14 (gene trm61). Gene Ontology annotation, cellular component: nucleus; tRNA (m1A) methyltransferase complex. Gene Ontology annotation, biological process: tRNA methylation. The record is from RefSeq and is a predicted model, not a curated record. The coding region runs from base 1 to 1521 and encodes 506 amino acids. NCBI's taxonomy places the organism in Eukaryota, Fungi, Ascomycota, Eurotiomycetes, Eurotiales, Aspergillaceae. The transcript has a single exon.
AUGCCUUCUCCCUUUUUAACUCCGAGUUCCCACUCCCAGCUGGACCAGCUCGCCCUCCUCAAUCUCCGCCGAGACAAUACCAUUCCGGCCAUCCUCCGACUCCAUGACGACGAAAACCUAGGCUACAAGGAGGGAAACGUCACAAACACGCGAUUCGGGUCAUUCCCUCACAGUACACUCUUUGACAAGCCAUGGGGCUCCCAGGUCAGAGCCUCAAAGGUCGACACCGGAUCUCGAGGCCGUGGUCUUCCCGCGCGCCAGUUCAAGAAGCGCAAAGCAAACGAACUUGACUCUCCCAGCGGCACUGGGGGCGAUGAAGACGCCGACAGCAGCAAACCCACACCCGAAGUACCGAUUGCAGCAGCCAGUGGUUUCCUGCAUAUCCUCUGCCCGACCCCCGAACUCUGGACUGCCUCCCUCCCCCACCGCACCCAGGUCGUCUACACCCCAGACUACAGCUAUGUCCUUCACCGUCUCGGCGUCCGCCCAGGCUCAACAAUCAUCGAAGCCGGCGCUGGAAGCGGCUCCUUUACACACGCAUCCGCCCGCGCCGUCUUCAAUGGAUAUCCGUUGGCCGAAAGCACGCCCAAGCGCCGCCGCCGUCUAGGCAAAGUAUGCAGCUUCGAAUUCCACGAGCAGCGAGCCGGCAAAAUUCGCGACGAAAUCACCGAGCACGGUCUCGACGGAAUCGUCCAAGUCACACACCGUGACGUUUAUCAGGAUGGAUUCCUCCUAAACGACCCGGCCGGCACACCAACAACAUCCCCCAAGGCAAACGCCAUCUUCCUCGACCUGCCGGCCCCAUGGCUGGCCCUUAAACACCUCGUCCGCAACCCACCCCCAGGCACGGAAUCGCCCCUCGACCCCUCCUCAUCAGUCCACAUCUGCACAUUCUCCCCAUGCAUGGAACAAGUCCAGCGAACGAUCAGCGCCCUCCGCCAGAACAACUGGCUACACAUCUCAAUGGUCGAGCUCCAACACCGACGGAUAGAAGUCAAGCGCGAGAAAACAGGGUUGGAAUACGAGGGCGUACGUGGCGCAAACAUCUUCCCGCGGAACGUCGAAGACGCCGUCCAAAAGAUGCGCGUGGUUGAGGAACGCUCUACCCGGUUCCGCGAAAUACUAGGGCAGCAGGGCAAGGAGCAAGACGGCGACGGCGACGGCGCUCCACAACCCGAUAAUGAUAUAAAAACGGAUCCCAACGCCGAUAUCAUGGCAGACAUGCCUACUUUUGUUCCCUCCUCAAGUAUCGAGAACAUCCCGCCUUAUGCGCAAGGGCGCCUUGUGCACCGCGCCGAGUCGGAUUUGAAAACGCAUACAUCAUAUCUUGUUUUUGCGGUUCUUCCGCGUGAAUGGAGUGAGGAGGAGGAGCGGAAAUGUGCGGAGAAAUGGCCUAGUCAGAAUGUGGAUGAGUCGUUGCAGCACCCAGCAAAGGGGAAGAGCAAGAAGCAGCUGAGGAAGGAGGCCAAAGCACAGGAGAAAGAGGAGGAGAUGGCUGAAAAGGCCGAGAACCAGGGGUAA